AUGUUUGCCAACAAAAAUAUCAUUUGUAUUAUAUUUACAAUUGUCUUUCAAAUAACCAAUGGACAAAUUUCACCUAUUAUACCAUCAAAUAACCCAUACAGUUAUGGUGGAUAUAAUACCUAUUCACCAUUUAAUGGAUACUCUUCUUAUUAUCCCAAAACAUAUCCAUAUUAUUCUCAAACAUAUUCUUCUGGUCUUUUAAAUCCAAUUUCAAGUGGAUAUACAAAUUAUAUUGAUGGAAUUGGCGGAAUUGGUGGAAUUGGUGGAAUCAGUGGAAUCAGUGGAAUUAGUGGAAUUAGUGGUUUAAAUUAUCUCAAUCCAUCUUUAAAUUCUCUUAUGUAUAGAAAUGGAAUUUCUAAUUCAUACUUAAAUUCAUUCAUUCCUGGAUUGUCAUCUUCAUAUAAUUGGAAUUCACGUUAUGGUUUAAAUGGUUUAAGCGGUUAUGAAGGUGCUUUAUCAUCAAAUAGUUUAUCAAAUUACAUUCAACCAGAUAUUUCAAUACCACCAAUGGGAAUCCCAGAUACUAAUUCUUUAACAAGAAAUAUUCUUAGUAAUCAAUUUAUAUCAGGAACUGGUAGCGGAACUUGUAAGGAUCAAUCGCCUCAGUGUGCUGUUUAUGCUUCAACAGGUCAAUGUAGCUCUUCACCACUUCUUAUGGCAAAAUUAUGCCCAAUUAGUUGUGGAACUGGUUGUAGUGCAUCAGAUUUAGUUAGUGCUGGAGUAAAUAAUCUUAACUCCAUAAGUUCUAUGGCUUCUAUAGAUUCACCUUUUACAACACUUUCAACAGGAUUAAAUGGUGGGUAUUCUGAUUUUAUAACCCCUAAUAAUUUAUUUACUCCAAUUGAUAAUGAUUAUAAUAUUCCCACCGUAGAUCAUACUUCAGUUAUUUAUGAUUCUGUAGAUUCUUAUCAAUUUGAUAAUAUAAUGAAAUAUCUUAAUAAUAUAUAUAAGCGUUUUCAAAAUAUAGAUGAGUUAUCACAGCCAUAUAAUUAUGAAAAUAAUUUAAUAUUAAGUAAUAAGUUACCAUUAACUACAGUAUUAAAUAAUAACAAAAAUUCUGAUUAUUUAUUAUGUAAAGAUUCACAUGUUGAUGGUUGUCCCUCUUGGUCAGCAAUGGGAUAUUGUUCAAGGUUUCCAACAUUUAUGAAUACAUAUUGUAGAGGAUCAUGUAAUUCAUGCGAAACUAACAAUCUUAUAUCUAGUAAUGUAUUCAUAAAUGAUAAAGAUUAUAUUGCUUCAUUUAGAGGAGGUUUAGGAAGUUAUUUACCUCUGACAAAUAAUGUUAGAAGUGGAAUAUAUCCUUUAACAGAAAGAAAACAAUCCGCAACAAGUAUUAAUAGUAUUUCAAAUAUUCCAACAUUAAAAGCAAAUAAUUAUAAUGAUGAACCAAUUCAUUUAUCUAGAAGAGAAAAAACAAAUAAAUUAAGAGAAUUACUUGAAAUGGCUUCUGAGUAA
Messenger RNA from Strongyloides ratti, 1455 nucleotides. RefSeq names its product ShKT domain-containing protein. The transcript is spliced from 3 exons. The coding region runs from base 1 to 1455 and encodes 484 amino acids. The record is from RefSeq and is a predicted model, not a curated record. Lineage: Eukaryota; Metazoa; Nematoda; Chromadorea; Rhabditida; Strongyloididae.